Molecule: messenger RNA, 651 nt
Organism: Anisakis simplex (herring worm)
Lineage: Eukaryota; Metazoa; Nematoda; Chromadorea; Rhabditida; Anisakidae
Source: the annotation of a GenBank genome assembly
AUGAUGCUAUGUGUCGUCGAGAUAUUUUUCUUUGUUAAUUUCAUUUUAUUCCAAUCAGUCGGUUGUUCUUGGCCUUGGUCGCAAUCAUCAUCCGAUCUCACAUUGCAAAAGCUCAGGAUAACUUCAAAUUUGCCUGAAUAUACGAGGAUGUCCGAAGAUUGUUUAACAGUGAAUGUGUUCACAAAUGCGAAUUGUUUGCGCAACGGUGGAUGUGCUGUUGUAUACAUGAUACACGGCGGUGAAUACAAUUUCGAUUCACCGAUGCUGUUUCCGAUAGAUUUUUUGGUCGACAAUUUCACACCCGAAAAUCGAUCGGUGAUUUUUGUGUCUGUCACGUAUCGACUUGGAUCAUUCGGCUUCUUGAAUAUCAGUCCAAAACUGAAAUCAUCGGCCAUAAAAAACGUUGGACUCCUCGAUAUGAUUGAGGGAUUGCGAUGGGUUCAGAAGGAGAUAUCGAAUUUAGGUGGUGACCCGAAACGAGUUACAUUGAUGGGACACAGUAGUGGUGCCGUUAAUGCUCAACAGCUGACCGUAUCACCGUUGACGAAAGGAUUAUUCCAUCAGGCAAUUAUAAUGAGCGGAUCACUAGGAAUCCCCAUACCACCGAGUGAGUGGAUAUCAGCACAAAUGUUUCUAAGAAAUUUCAGGUAA